AUGUCUUCUUCCAUUGAUCCUUCGCAGGCUAGCGCCAAACCAGGCGCUGCACCAGCCGCUGCUACAGAGGCUGUGCUUGUCCGCUCUGUUUCUAUGCCAGAUACGGCGGUGACAGUGGAGGGUCCGGAUUUUAACAAAGACUUAUCGUUACAUGAGUUGCUGGAAAAAUACACGAGAGUGGGUUUCCAGGCUACAAGCAUCGGAAGGGCUAUAAAAGUUAUUAAUGACAUGAUAACCUGGCGUCUUGUCGAUGAUCCAAUCCUACCAGACGAGUCACCUGAAUAUACUGACCCAGUCACUCGCGCAAACACAAAGUGCAAGAUUUUCUUUGGUUACACGUCGAAUCUCGUAUCCUCUGGCCUACGAGAGGUCAUACGAUUUCUGGUACAACACUCCAUGGUUGAUGUGCUGGUAGCCACGGCGGGCGGAGUCGAAGAGGAUUUUAUCAAGUGUCUGGGAAAGACGUAUUUGAGUUCGUUUGAAGAAAAAGGAAGCGACUUGAGGAAGAAAGGCUUGAAUAGAAUUGGGAAUUUAGUGGUGCCAAACGACAACUAUUGCGUGUUUGAGGAUUGGAUGAUGCCUAUUUUGGAUAAGAUGCUGAAAGAACAGAAGGAGCAGGGAAUAGUAUGGUCUCCUUCAAAAAUCAUUCACCGUCUGGGAAAAGAGAUUGACAAUCCAGAUUCAAUAUAUUAUUGGGCAUAUAAGAAUAAUAUACCCGUCUAUUGCCCAGCCCUAACAGAUGGCUCGUUAGGUGACAUGAUAUACUUCCAUACAUACAAAAAUCCGGGUCUAGUCGUUGAUAUUGUUGCGGAUAUAAGAUCGCUGAAUGACCAUGCAUUCACUGCGAAAAAGUCUGGGAUGAUUAUUCUAGGGGGUGGAGUGAUUAAACAUCAGAUUUGUAACGCAAACUUGAUGAGAAAUGGGGCUGAUUACGCAGUAUAUAUCAACACUGGCCAAGAGUUUGACGGAAGCGAUGCCGGCGCACGACCUGACGAAGCCAUCAGUUGGGGGAAAAUCAAAAUGACUGCUGAACCAGUAAAGGUGUACGCGGAUGCUACUAUAGUGUUUCCGUUGAUCGUUGCAGAGACAUUUGCUAAGCACUUCCAUGAGAAAAAGAAG
Paraglomus brasilianum is the source of this 1119-nucleotide messenger RNA. Lineage: Eukaryota; Fungi; Glomeromycota; Glomeromycetes; Paraglomerales; Paraglomeraceae. The record is from the annotation of a GenBank genome assembly.